AUGGAUCCUCCAACACCAGUAAUUUAUCUCUUGCCAACUCACUUGACUUCUGAUGAGCUGCGCCAGUGGGGAGACAGGGUAGCGAGUAUCGCUCGCGUCACUCAGGUCGCUAGCGAAGCGGAUUUCAUCGUUGGAAAGAUCUCCCAGAGACUGCGGGCCCAGUUUGAGCUGCGGAAAUUGAAGCUGUCCGCAGAGGAGGCAUCAUCUUCGGUGGGCGAGCCAGACUCAACCCCUAGGGCAAAGAGGCGAAAGAUCUCCAGUACCGAGGACUAUGCCUUGCGCAGCAGCUCAUUCGAAGACUCCGACAAUGAGCUCACCCAAGACCAGAAGACAUCGACCACGGCUACGAGGAAGGUCAUUCGACUUGCCUGGCUGCAAGACUCGUUGUCGAAAGGCAGCUUGCUAGACUACAGAGAUUACCUGGUAUACACGGCUCUCAAAGAACCAGCAGCCCCAGCGCCAAGGCUGUACAAGGCAGUCGAGCCGUCUACGCCACACAGUCUACCGCAUCGAGACCAGCGAGCCCCAUCCUCAGUCCUGCCAUCUCGACGGCGAAGGGAUAGACAAGAGCACCAUCGCAAGGUCCCGCCUCUCCUGCCUCAGUCUACAUCGGAGGAAAAGGCCAUUUCUGACUUGCCCCCGGUCCCCGAGUACUUGCACACCAGCUACGCGUGCCAACGAUCAACAGUUGUUCAUCCACCAAAUGAAGCAUUCAUUGAGAAGUUGAGGGAGGUCAGAGAGCUCAGGUCCAUAAAGGAAGUGCGAAGACUGCCGGGCUGUGAUGGAAAGAUCGCUUUCUUGUUCUCGGAAUUCAAAGACUCCGGCGAGCUGUCUGAGAUUCAGAAGGCAGCCUCGGAUCAGAAGAUGACGGCCAUCAAGACCUUUACCAAUAUCUUUGGGGUCUCCGCCGUAACGGCCGAAAGCUUCUAUCGGAGAGGCUGGCGGGAUCUCGACGACAUUGUUGAGUAUGGUUGGAACACAAUCACCCGGUCACAACAAAUCGGUGUCAAGUACUACGAGGAAUUUCUGACGAAAAUACCGCGGAGAGAAACGGAAUCCAUUGCGGGAACGGUUCUCCAGCAUGCGAACAGGAUCCACGAAGGCUUCCAGAUGACCAUAGUCGGAGGAUACCGCAGAGGCAAAUUGAUGGGCGGUGACGUCGACAUCAUGUUGAGCCAUCGGGAUGAGGAAGUCACACAUAGCUUCAUCGACAAGUUGGUCGUCAGCCUGGAAAACGACAAGUUUAUCACCCACACGCUCACCUUGAGUACCCACAACAGUGAGCGAGGCCAGCGGCCUACAAGUUUCAAGCCAUCACCAUCCGGGGGCGCAGGGUUCGACACGCUUGACAAGGCUCUUGUGGUCUGGCAGGAUCCUCGAUACGAACCUACUGCGGCCGCAUCCACGAAUCCAAAUCCCCAUCGCAGAGUAGACAUUCUCAUCAGUCCAUGGAAGACCGUCGGCUGUGCGGUCUUGGGCUGGUCUUCGGAAACAACAUUUCAACGCGACCUUCGAAGGUACUGCAAGUACGAGAGAAACCUCAAGUUCGACAGCAGCGGCAUCAGGUCCCGCAAGCCCCCAUACGACUGGGUGGACCUAGAAGACGGCGGAAAAGGACCGCCAGCAACCAUGGAGGAGGCAGAGAAGAGGGUAUUUGAGGGACUGGGACUGGUAUUCAGAGCUCCAGCGGAGAGGUGCACCGGAUGA
This is a messenger RNA of Diaporthe citri, 1707 nucleotides long. RefSeq lists its product as uncharacterized. Gene Ontology annotation, biological process: double-strand break repair via nonhomologous end joining. NCBI's taxonomy places the organism in Eukaryota, Fungi, Ascomycota, Sordariomycetes, Diaporthales, Diaporthaceae. The record is from RefSeq and is a predicted model, not a curated record. Gene Ontology annotation, molecular function: DNA binding; DNA-directed DNA polymerase activity. The coding region runs from base 1 to 1707 and encodes 568 amino acids. Gene Ontology annotation, cellular component: nucleus. The transcript has 4 exons.